Messenger RNA from Lotus japonicus, 2457 nucleotides. RefSeq names its product COBRA-like protein 7. Gene Ontology annotation, biological process: cellulose microfibril organization. Lineage: Eukaryota; Viridiplantae; Streptophyta; Magnoliopsida; Fabales; Fabaceae. The record is from RefSeq and is a predicted model, not a curated record. Gene Ontology annotation, cellular component: membrane. Bases 53 to 1987 code for a protein of 644 amino acids. The transcript is spliced from 2 exons.
GUCUUGGUUCAAAUUCGAAUUUCAUUUCAAUCAAACUGGACACAACACAACGAUGUUCUCGCUUCUCAAAAGACACUGUUUCUUCGGCAUCGCUGUCUUAGCCAUCUUCCUCCUCUCAACGCCGCCGUUUACGGCGGCCCAAUCCUGCAACGGUAUACUCCUCACCUACGCCUACACCGCCGGCAAGCAGUUACCGCCGAACGUCACCGACCCUGCGAAGCAGCCGUACAAGUUCGAGUCCACGCUCACCGUGCUCAACAACGGCCUCGACGAGCUCAAGUCCUGGAAGGUCUUCGUCGGGUUUCAGCACGAUGAGCUCUUGGUCUCCGCCUCCAAUGCGGUGCUCGCCGACGGGACUACCCUCCCCGCCGCCGUUGGCAACGGUACCGUCUUCGCCGGGUACCCCAUGACCGAUCUCAAGACCGCUGUGGCCACCGCCGGUGACUUGACCCAGAUGCAGGCUCAGAUCGACCUCGUUGGCACCGUGUUCGGGGUUGCGCCGCCGAGUAUUCCUUUACCCUCGAAAAUCGAGCUCGCCGUUGAUGGAUUUCUCUGCCGCAAAGCCACUGGUCAAGGGAAGAAUGUGACUAAUAUGUGUUGCACAAGAGAUCCCAAGUUCAAAGCAAACAUCACUACUGAUGAGAAGUUUCUGCCUCGUCAAAAUGGUGAUCUUACUAUUAUGUAUGAUGUGAUCAGAACUUAUGACUCUAGUUACUGGGCUGAGGUUGCGAUUGCGAACCAUAACGCUCUCGGUCGCCUUGACAAUUGGAGAUUGAGCUGGGAUUGGAUGAAUGAUGAGUUUAUAAACUCAAUGAAAGGGGCUUAUCCAUCUGUUGUGGAUGUUUCUGGCUGUGUGUUUGGUAAGCAAGGAACAUUCUACCAGCAACUUGAUUUUUCCACUGUGUUGAAUUGUGAGAGGAGGCCAACCAUAGUUGAUCUUCCUCCCACUAAGUUCAAUGAUACAGUCCUUGGGAAAAUCCCUUCUUGCUGCCGGAACGGUACCAUAUUGCCACCAUCCAUGGACCCUAGCAUGUCUGUUUCAAGGUUCCAGAUGGAGGUUUUCAAAAUGCCGCCGGCGCUUAAUCGCUCCCAGCUUUCGCCGCCCCAGAAUUGGAAGAUUAGCGGCACACUCAACCCUGACUACAAAUGUGGCCCUCCCAUGCGGGUUAGUCCCACUGAGAAUCCGGAUCCAUCUGGGGUACCGUCGAACAAAACUGUCAUGGCCAGUUGGCAGGUUGUGUGCAACAUAACAACUACCAAGAGAACAUCAAGCAAAUGCUGUGUCUCAUUUUCAGCUUAUUACAAUGAGUCAGUUAUACCAUGCAAAACUUGUGCAUGUGGAUGCCCCGCGAACACUGGAAGAACUUGUAGUGCUACUGCACCAGCUAUGUGGCUUCCACCGGAUGCUCUUCUUAUUCCUUUUGAGAACCGAACUGCCAAGGCUGUUGCUUGGGCUGACCUUAAACAUCUACCAGUGUCUAACCCUUUGCCCUGUAGUGAUAACUGCGGCGUGAGCAUCAACUGGCAUUUAUUCACAGACUACAGGAAAGGUUGGACUGCAAGGGUAACACUUUUUAACUGGGGUGGCACUAAUUUUGCUGACUGGUUUGCUGCAGUACAAAUGGACAAUGCAGCUGCAGGUUUUGAGAAAAUGUACUCAUUCAAUGCAACCCUCCUAGAUGGCGUGAAUAAUACAAUAAUCAUGCAAGGUUUGCCCGGAUUGAACUACCUUGUAGCUGAAGCUGACGGAGCUAAUCCACUGAGAGAUCCUAGGGUUCCUGGUAAACAACAAUCAGUAAUCUCAUUCACAAAGAAAGCUACUCCUGGAAUCAAUGUAGUUCGUGGAGAUGGAUUUCCCUCUAAAGUCUUCUUCAAUGGAGAGGAAUGCUCUCUUCCUUCAGUGAUUCCAAGCAGUGGUUUCAGGAAGGGCUUUCCACGGGCUACUUUGGCGUUCCUAACACUGUUGUGGAUCGUCUUGAUCCGGUAAUGGUGGCGGUAUGUUUGCUUUUGACCCUGGCUUAUUUAUGUCCUGAGACAAUAUCUGAUUCAUACAUAGACCUCAUCACGGAAACUCAGCGAGAAACGUCAGUGGACCAAGCCGUGCUGUUGUAACAUUCAUGCUGUGUGUCUGGUUUGGAUGCUGUGACGAUCCUUGUUCAAUUGAUAUGAUUCUUUUGAAGCAUGUUAUAGUACAGAAGAUUGUAGAUUUGUGUUAGAUGAUAGAAAGAUUUUCCUAUAUCUAUUAGAAGUUUAAGUGUUUUUAUUUAUCCCUCAUUCGUUUGUUGUCUGAGACUCUGAGUAAUUCUAAUUUAGGCAUUAUCCUGUCUGAGACUCUGAGACUCAAAUUAUUAUUUGCCUAGUGCAAGAUGAUGGGCACCACGAUAGAAAUGGACCUAUGAUUAAAAUGUUCUGUUUUGUGAAUUAAAAAUGAACUAGUAGACUGCACAACUUAAAGGA